This is a messenger RNA of Dermacentor albipictus, 1467 nucleotides long. The record is from RefSeq and is a predicted model, not a curated record. NCBI's taxonomy places the organism in Eukaryota, Metazoa, Arthropoda, Arachnida, Ixodida, Ixodidae.
AUGCUCUGUCAGAUUAACAGAUACCCGCGUGGCAAGGUGCUCGGUGGCUCGAGUUCCAUCAACCACAUGAUCUAUGUUCGAGGAAAUCGAAAAGACUUUGAUAGAUGGGCAUCUGAGUAUGGCGCCGAGGGCUGGUCGUACGACGACGUGUUGCCAGACUUCAUCAGCAUUGAAACGUCCUACCUGGACAUCGACAAUGGAUACCAUGGAGAAAGUGGGGAAGUCCCUGUCACUUUUCCCACUUCGCAUACAAAGGCUAGCAACUUGUUUUUAGAGGCUGGCCGGGAGCUUGGUUACAACAACGACGACUAUAAUGGACCGAACCAGACAAGCUUUUCACGGGUACAAAACAAUAUUAGGAAAGGAGAGCGCUGGAGUUCUAGUAGAUCCUUUAUUCCAAACGACGUCCGCAGAAGAAAAAACUUCGACGUCGCACUUUAUGCACGUGUGACGAAGGUUCUUUUUGAAGGCGCAACUGCUGUAGGAGUGGAGUACAAGCGCCACCUUGGAACGUACUCCGUUCGGGCAAAGAAAGAAGUAAUUCUUUGCGCUGGAGCCAUAGCCUCUCCGCAGCUACUGAUGCUUUCAGGCAUAGGACCUCGAGAACAUCUCGAAUCUCUUGGGAUAAACGUAAUAGCAGACCUUCCUGUGGGCGAACAUCUAUUCGAUCACCUCACCGUGAACGGAAUAGCGGCAACGACUGCAGAGAACAUCGAAAUCAACUAUUAUUUACCGUCUACAGUGCCACUUUAUUCGCUGUUUAGAACAGGGCCCCUAAUUCAUGCUUAUGGUGUCGAAUGUGUCGCCUUCUUAAGCACACCAAACGCCGAUCCCACGCUUCCGAACAUUCAAUUUCUCUUGGUGACGCUGAACCCCACUACUCCGGAAGCGGGAUACCUAGCCAGUCUAAUCGGAAUAUCGCAGAUUUAUGAAAAUUACUACAAGCUGAAACAGGGACAAAAUGUACUAAUGAUUGUGCCAAUACUUUUGAGCCCAAGAUCUUCCGGUUUCAUUCGGCUGAAAAGCACUGACCCAGAGGAAUAUCCAAUUAUUGACCCUCAAUUCCUUACAGAUAGAAAUGACCUUGACACACUAGUCGAAGGCGCCAAGAUCGCCGUGCAGACACUGACAACUCAAGCUAUGAAGAAUGCCAACGCGGCCAUUUGGGACACCGCCCUGCCAGCGUGCGAGUCGGCAGGACCGUUGUGGAGCGACUCGUACCUCCGUUGCUUUGUGCAGCACAUGUCGCUCAGCGGUUGGCACCCUUGCUGCACUGCACCGAUGGGGACGCAUCCGGAGGCCGUGCUAGAUGCCAGACUCAGGGUCCUUGGCGGCGUUAAGAAACUGCGGGUGGUGGAUGCCUCAUCGUUUCCUUACCUUCCGGCGGGAAACCUUAAUGCGCCACUUAUGAUGAUGGGACACCGAGCAGCGGCCAUGAUCAUUGAAGACAACUCGGUUCAAGAGUAA